AUGAUGGAGAACCUAUCGAUUCACGAUCCUCCACCUCAACCAGGCGGCUCGUCCCUGGGUCGCGCAGCAGCGGCAGCAUCAGCAUCAACUUCUUCUGCUGCCCCUCAACCACAACAGCUUCCUCCACAGAUGUUCACCACUGCUGCACAGCUACUAGACCUCACCGAUAAAAAGCUUUUGGUGUGUCUACGAGAUGGUCGGAAACUAAACGGUGUUCUACGAAGCUGGGACCAGUUUGGUAUGAAUUCCCUAACUAAUCUUAUUCUUAUUUCUAUUUCUAUUUCUAUAACUAAUAUCUAUAUCUAUGUCUCAGCAAACUUAGUUCUCCAGUCCACAGUCGAGCGCAUAUACGCCAUCACAUCCGAUCCCUCAGACCCACAACCAAAAGGCCUAUACGCCGAACAAACCCACGGCAUCUUCCUCGUCCGCGGCGAGAACGUGCUCCUCCUCGGCGAGAUCGAUCUCGAUAAAGACGACGACCCUCCCCCAGGUUUUGAGAAGGCUGAGUUUGCUGCAGUAGAGAAGCUGGCCAAAGAGCGGAGAGCGGUAGAAAAGACAAAAGAAAAGAAGAAGCUACAGAAGCUGGCUACGCUGGGAUUCGAGGGCGAGAACCUUGGGGAGGUUAUGCUCUAG
Messenger RNA from Daldinia childiae, 633 nucleotides. Its product is annotated as Sm-like protein LSm1. Gene Ontology annotation, molecular function: RNA cap binding. Lineage: Eukaryota; Fungi; Ascomycota; Sordariomycetes; Xylariales; Hypoxylaceae. Gene Ontology annotation, cellular component: P-body; Lsm1-7-Pat1 complex. Bases 1 to 633 code for a protein of 210 amino acids. Gene Ontology annotation, biological process: deadenylation-dependent decapping of nuclear-transcribed mRNA. The transcript is spliced from 2 exons. The record is from RefSeq and is a predicted model, not a curated record.